This is a messenger RNA of Phytophthora nicotianae INRA-310, 2918 nucleotides long. RefSeq lists its product as hypothetical. The coding region runs from base 20 to 2755 and encodes 911 amino acids. The transcript has a single exon. Gene Ontology annotation, biological process: aspartate family amino acid biosynthetic process. The record is from RefSeq and is a predicted model, not a curated record. Lineage: Eukaryota; Oomycota; Peronosporomycetes; Peronosporales; Peronosporaceae. Gene Ontology annotation, molecular function: homoserine dehydrogenase activity; aspartate kinase activity.
GACCCGCUCGAGCGCAAAGAUGGACUGUACGUCUCCGUCGAUGCUGAUCGGCGCCAAUUGGCCCAAGGAGGUCCUAGACAAUCCGCUGUCGCUGGAUGGCGACGUUCUGUCGCUCUCGGGUGCAGCCGGCGCGGAAUUCAGCCACUUAGACCACCGUAAUGGCCAGCGCAACGUCUACAAGUUCGGUGGCACGUCGGUGGGCGGUCCAGCCAGACUCUGCGGCCUUGUACGCAUCGUCCGCGAGGAAAGAGACCGCGUCUUGGCCGUCGUAGUGUCUGCUAUGGGCCACACGACGGAUUACUUAUUAGAAGCCGUGGCGUUCGCCGCGAAAGGAGACGCCGACAGCGCGUUGAAAGUCGUAGACAAGAUUCAGGCACAGACGCUCAUAAACGCGCAUGAUACACAGAAAGAGCUUGAAGUGGAGGACAUUGAGGACAUGUCUGAGGUCAUUGUGAAUCACUUUAAGCCCCUACGUGAGCUUCUGUACGGUAUCUGUCUGCUCCAGGAGCAGACAACGGCCGCGACGGAUACCGUGCUGUCGUUCGGCGAACGUAUCAGCGCAAAUAUCGUCGCUAAGCUGUUGACUAAAGCGGGGGUUGAGGCCUUCUUCUUGGACGCCAGAGACUGGCUGACUACGGACGAUACGCAUGGCUGUGCCAAGGUUUUCUUCGACGAGUCCAAGACGAAGCUACAGGAGUUGUCCAAGCACUGGAAGCCUAACACAUUACCAGUUAUCACGGGGUUCAUCGGUAGCACUCGCAGUGGCCGUACGACUACACUAGGACGUAAUGGAUCGGACUACACGGCCACAUUGGUGGGCUCUUCACUUGGCGCUGACUACGUGUUAAUUAACACUGAUAUCUCCGGUGUUAUGACGGCUGAUCCUAGAAUUGUGGACCGUGCCGUGGCGCUCUCUCAUUUAAACCACCAUGAAGCUCUAGAACUUGCAGUCUACGGCACUCGAAUGUUCCACGCACGCACUAUGGUGCCGCUUAUCAAGGGCGACGUGACCAUGCUUAUCCGCAACACUAUGGACCCCAACGGCCACGGCACGUACAUCAGCGGCGUUGGUCGUUCAGGUACACGAGAGACGUGUACGACGUCGCUGGAGAGUCUGGCGAUCAUCGAAGCACGUACGCGUAUUCUACAGGACGGCAGCAAUGAUCCUCAUCAACAGGAGAACAUUGGUGCUCGUGUAACCAAAGUCCUCGAAGAACUCAAGAUUCCCGUGUGGUUGUCGAUCCGUGGAGCUCACGGACAAGCCAUCAGUGUCGUGGUGCCCCGUAGUGCCGAGGAAAUCGCCUGUGCUGCCAUCAACGCUGAGCUGAGCUCGGAGAUCGAGUCUCAUGAAGUGGAUCCGCUUAACUCCGAGUCGCCCGUGACGAUGCUGUCUGUUGUAGCUGAGGAUUUGUCCAAGAUUCCUUACAACCAGACCAAAUUCUUUGGAGCUCUCGCAGACGCUGGUAUUGAAGUGCUGGCUGUUGGUCAAGGUACAAGUUCGCGGUCACUGAGUUGCGUUAUCCGUGGUGUAGACACGAAGGUCGCGGUGCGACGUGUACACGACGCCUUCAACGUCGAUUAUCUCGUCACCAACGUCGUGCUUCUGGGCUGUAAUCACAUCACGUUGGGUGUUGUCCGUCAGCUUCAGAAGCAGCAGGAACUGUACCGAUACCAGCACAAAGCUCGGGUCAAUAUCGUGGGUUUCGGCUCCAACUGCUGCGAUUUCCUGUACAACCCCAAGGGCUUCACAUUCGAAGAGCUUAUCACUCGUUUAGAAGACUGCAAGAGCACAACAGCCGUUGUGUCGGCAUCUCCCAGUGUAUCCAGUGCCUACGCUGGCGCUCCAUCAUUAGAGCAGCUGGAUCAGCUUCAAGACUUAGCUAUCCCCAUUCUGAUCGACUGCUCUGGCCAGGGUAACACUCAAGACCUGUACUCGGCGUGCAUUGAGCGCGGUAUCCACGUCGUCGCCUCCAAUGCACGCUCAGUGUGUCGUCUACCUCCUACCUCGUCACGUGAGAGUGUAGCCACUUCACGCACCAAAACUGGUCGUACAUUUUUCAUGUACACAUCAACGAUCGGUGCCAGUCUUCCAGUCAUUGAUACACUUGGAAACAUCUUGCGUACAGGUGACCGUGUUCUCGGUAUUGAGACGUCGCUAAGUGGCUCGAUGAACUUCGUGGCCAAUGAAGUUAUGAAGGGCAAGAAACUCUCGGACGCUGUGGGUGAAGUUCUUCGUAAAGGAUACUGCGAGCGUGACCCUCGUGAGGACUUCACAGGUACAGAUAUGGUUGCUAAGAUCGUCGUGUUGGCUCGUGCUCUCGGUGUGCACAUUAAUCCGAGUGCUGUGGAGUUGGAGCCUCUAAUUCCCCAGAGUGUUCUGGAUACUAUCACGUGGUCUAACGACAUGGAAGUGGACGAUGUUGUCUCCGGAUUGAAAGCGUAUGAUGAAGUUUUCCAUGAGAAAUACUACGUGCCUGCUGUGGCGGAGAACAAGCGUCUCCACUACGUCGCAUCGAUCGACCUGUCCAAGUUUCCGUCGAUCCAGGCCAAGAUCCAGCCCGUUCUUAUCAGUGAGGACCACCCAGCCUUUUACACCAAGGACAACGAGAUCGCCUUUGGUUUCUCCUCGGUGCAGUACCCCAACCCACUGGUUCUCAAGGGCUCCGGUACCGGUGCCGCUGCUAGCGCCACUGGUGUCCUUCGUGAUGUCCUCACUAUCCUAAACUCGCUUAAUGGCAAGAACGUUCACAUCUAGAUGGCUCAAGACAGGAGUGCAGUAUGAUAUGCCCACCGACCGACCAUGUUGUUAGGAGCGCUCGGUGAUAGUAGCUUUCGUAUUCCAUCCCUAUCAUUAACCAAAACAUGCCCGAUUACGUUGCCAUGUUGUACUUGCACUCAACAAGUUUGUUUCACGGAAA